Molecule: messenger RNA, 1769 nt
Organism: Girardinichthys multiradiatus
Lineage: Eukaryota; Metazoa; Chordata; Actinopteri; Cyprinodontiformes; Goodeidae
Gene: emb
Product: embigin
Exons: 9
Coding region: 172-1167 (331 amino acids)
Biological process (GO): axon guidance; dendrite self-avoidance; homophilic cell-cell adhesion
Cellular component (GO): axon; plasma membrane; cell-cell junction
Molecular function (GO): cell-cell adhesion mediator activity
Source: RefSeq, a predicted model, not a curated record
UUCCACGAACAGUGCAGCAGGACACACCACACUGGAGCGCAGUAUCAAGGUAUGAAGCCAGUCUGACUGAAUAAUGGAUGGAGUCUUCUCCCACACACAGGAUGCAGGGUGAUCUCACUGCUGCGUCACUGUGGAGCCGCAGGAGGAGGGGCGCGAAGUGGGGCUGAGACGAUGCAGUGGGCACACAGACCUUCUCACACAGAGGACAGAGAAAUAACAACCAUGACAGCCUCCUGGAAACAGCUUCCCAUCCACAUCCUCCUGAUUCUGGCUUCCUGCAGACACAUCAGCUCAAGUAAAUCACAUUUAGAAUCUGUGGGUCCAACAGCACCGCCGCUGGCUCUCAUCACCACCUUGCCAACGGACACCAGGAGCGUCGUCCUCAAAGGUGAGAAUACAUUUGAGAAUAUUGAAUUGCUGAGUCCUGUCAAUAUUUCGCUGGAGUGUACCUGGACUGGGAAUCAGAACAAACAGCCCAACAUCACCGGUUACUGGAGAAAAGAUGGAGUGGAAAUUCAGGACAGCCGAGUCACCGUGGACUUGGAGAACCAGCAGUAUAAUCUUAAACAAGUGUUCAGUAUUGUAAAUGAGGAAAACCUUGGAAAUUACACGUGCGUGUUUGGAAAUGUAGCAGAACUAGUUUUUAUUCUGGCAGCUCCGCAGAUAGGAGAGAUCAGAGAUAAGCCCAUCGUCUCCUAUGUGGGUGACUUUGUGGUGCUGACUUGUAAGAUGGAGGAAAACAAACCAACACCCAACUCCUGGAACUGGUUUAAAUACAAUGGGACCGAGAAGGAGCAGAUAUCUGUGGCCACAGAACCUCACCGCUACCUGAUCAGCAGCGAGGGCUGGAAGACCAAGCUGAAGGUGAAGAACGUGAGCGAAGCUGACGCUGGCCUGUAUUACUGCGGCGCAGUGUACGCCAUCAGCACCAGCCUGAGCCACGUGGAGCUGAAGGUAAUCACCAUCCUGGAGCCACUGAAGCCUUUUUUAACCAUCCUGGUUGAAGUUGUCAUUCUGGUUGCUGCAAUUCUCAUCUACGAGAGGAGUCAUUCUAAGAGAAAGGAAGCAGAAGCUGACGGUCCUAAUGCUGACCCAAUGAACACACAACCUCAGGGUGAAGAAAAUGGAGCUGAAGAAAGCAACUCAGUAAGACAGCGCAAAGCCUAAAAGAGACGUCCGCAGAGAUUCAACAAACUCAAGCAUCUGUCAAAAUGUCUUUAGUUUGGAAUGUGAAGAGCUUUACAGCAAAAUAUAAACAGCUAUUUUUUGUAUGUAUCUUAGUCCUUAACAGCAGCUAAGUACUAUGACCUCCACUUAUUCCUUUGACUCAUACACACACAAGCUUCCUGUUUCGACUGUCACACCAAUGAACGUGUUUUCCAGUGGUCACAAACGCCAAAGAGUGAAGCAUUUUGCAGGUUUGCCAUUUGCAUGUUUGCUUUGUAGCAUCUGACACAAACGGAAGAACUUUUUUUUUCAGACUGAAAACCCCUUCCCACCUUGACAGCUGCUGUGUAAUGGGUUGUGGUUUGUGAGCAGUGCCUUAACACUCUCAGAAAGCAAUUGACUAACUGUUCUCCACGCCAGCAAUGAUUUGAUUUCUGUCACCCUAAAUAUAGACGUGUCCAGCGUGUUGUUUACCUUAACACAAGCCGCCAUGGUAACGUCCAUAUCGAAGUACUUGUGCAUCGUUGUCAUUUAGUGUCUUGGAAAAUACAUUCAGCCUUCACUGUAUAAGCAAGCAAUAAUAAUAAAGCUACACAAACUAA